CAAAAUGAAUUGCAGGCUUCGCUCCAAUACUUGCAGCAAUUGGCUCAACAAUUUAAGCCCGAGUUUUUGCAACAAUUGUCUGGAAUCCUAAGUAAUAUAACAAACGACGCGGUCAUACGGAUGGCGGCCGCUCUUCAGCUCAAGAAAGCUCUUCAGGUCUUUACUUCAGAUAAUCUGGAAGUGCAGCGUCAGUACCAACAGAGUUGGCUAUUGUUUGCCGAAGACGUCCGCAAUUACAUCAAACAAAAUGUGUUGAAUUCAUUAGUACUGGACAACAGCCGGCCCUCGUCUGCGGCUCAGUGCGUGGCCUACAUCGCCGUCGCGGAGUUGCCGCACAGUCUGUGGCCAACACUCAUCCAAACGCUGACCCAAAACGUGACGAAUCCCAACAACACUGAAAUGAUGAAAGAGUCUACUCUCGAGGCCAUCGGCUAUAUCUGUCGGGACAUCGACCCCAAGCAUCUGGUCUCACAAAAAGAUAACAUACUGACGGCUAUAGUCCACGGGAUGCGCAAAGAGACGGCCACUCGUGUGAUGCUCGCGGCGACCAACGCUCUGCACAACUCAUUGCAGUUCACGAAAGCUAACUUCGAUAAGGACUCGGAAAGGCAUUACAUUAUUCAAGUGGUCUGUGAGGGCACUCAGUGUCCAGAGAUUAAGGUGAAAGUGGCUGCUCUGCAAUGUUUGGUCAAAACAAUGUCACUCUAUUACCAACAUAUGGAGCAAUACAUGGGUCCGGCCCUCUUCGCCAUCACAAUGCAGGCCAUGCGCUCAGAUAACGACGAGAUCGCCCUCCAGGGCAUUGAGUUCUGGUGGACGGCGUGUUUUCAUGAAAAAAUUAUCUAUCAUAAGAUUGAACAAAGAAGCCCGAAGUCGGCCAUAUUUUCGGUUAAGAACGCCGUCCAAGAUUUGGUGCCCAUUCUGGUGCAGACGCUCACCAAAAGAAACCGGUUAUCCCGAAGAGCCUCAGAUUGCUUGGGGGUUAUGGCAUCACACACUGGAAUUCAAGACUCCAUUAUCUCACAUGUGUUGUCAUUCGUCACGACAAACAUCACGAACGCCGACUGGGAGUUCAGAUAUGCGGCGGUCAUGGCUUUCGGCUGUAUUCUUGAGGUACCCGAUCAGCAGACCCUCCGAACCGAAGUUAAUAAGGCGUUGCAGACACUCAUUGAUCUGAUGGACGACCAGAGCGUUAUCGUGAGGGACGCCGUCGUCUGGACUAUAGGCCGCAUCUGUGAACUCAUCCCCGAAGCGGUCCUCAAAGACGGAACUCUGAGAUCCCUUUUGGAGGCACUGCUGAAAGAGUUAUGCUCUGAGCCCCGGGUGGCGGUCAACGUCUGCUGGGCUCUAAAAUCAUUAGCGAAGGCCUCCUAUGAAGCGGUUCAAAAGGGCGACGGAAAUGAGCCGAAGAUCUACUGCUUGUACGAGUCUUUCAAGACGAUCGUCCAGAAGCUGUUGGAGGCGACGGAGCGACAGGACGGAGGACAGGCUAACCUGAGGUCUGCCGCAUACGAGGCGCUGAUGGAAAUGAUCAAAAACAGUCCACUCGACUGCUAUCCCAUCGUCCAGAAGACAACAAUGAUUAUAUUGAAGCGAAUGAAUCACGUGCUGUCCAUCGAGAAGCACAUCUCUAACCGAGAGAAUCAUAUGCAGUAUAAUUCGAUAAUACAGUAUCAGUUCAGGGAUACCCAGUCCCUCCUCUGCGCGACCCUUCAAUCGGUGCUCCGCCUGAAGAUGACGGCCGACGACGCGCCCAGGAUUUCGGACGCGAUUAUGACGGCUCUCUUGGAGAUGUUUAACGCGAGCGUAAAGUCCGGUGGAGUACAGAAGUACGGGUUGAAGACUGUUGGGUCGGUCGUCGAGACGUUGGGCGAGGAUUUCCUCAAUUAUAUGGAUGUCUUCCGACCCUUCCUUAUCGUCGGUCUUCGAGAUCACUUUGAAUACCAGGUCUGCUCCGCAGCCGUCGGACUGGUGGGCGAUAUCUGCCGCGCGAUUGGCGUCAAAGUGUUGCCAUUUUGUGACGAAUUGAUGACUGUUUUGCUGGAAAACCUGUCCAAUCAAACGGUGCACCGAAGCGUCAAACUGCAGAUCCUAUCAGUCUUUGGCGACAUCGCGCUGGCCAUCAGUACGGAGUUCAAGAAGCACUUGGAUGCCGUCCUCGAUUCUCUUAAGCAUGUCUCGCAGCUCAACCUUACCCUCGACUAUGAGUUGAGCGCCGCCGUCGGACCCGUACUCCGGGCGUUCGGGGAGAACCAGUCCAUCCUCGCGAUGUUAAUUGAUGGCAAGAAGUCGGGGGAUAUGGAUACCCAAGCGCUGUACGGUUGGGCCAUCAAAGAGAUCCGCAAUACCAAAAUCAUU
Molecule: messenger RNA, 2358 nt
Organism: Oppiella nova
Lineage: Eukaryota; Metazoa; Arthropoda; Arachnida; Sarcoptiformes; Oppiidae
Source: the annotation of a GenBank genome assembly